Xenopus laevis (African clawed frog) is the source of this 989-nucleotide messenger RNA. Its product is annotated as metaxin-1-like. The record is from RefSeq and is a predicted model, not a curated record. The transcript has 3 exons. Bases 233 to 943 code for a protein of 236 amino acids. NCBI's taxonomy places the organism in Eukaryota, Metazoa, Chordata, Amphibia, Anura, Pipidae.
CAAAGGAUCCGGGGGUUGGGCCCAAUACAAUAUAGUGGAUUUGGUACAUCCCUAAUUAAAUAUGUAAAUUGGGCCUUUCAGCUGGAGAAGCAAACGCAGCCGCGAGACAGGGAGCCACGCCUCUAUUCCUGGGGGCGGAGCAGCGGUGUAUAGAGUGAGGUGCCACGCCCCCUGCUGGAAGGACACGCCCAGUGCAGCUCUUUCUUCCCAUAGAAAUACAUUGGUGAUUAUAAUGUGUCUGCCAGACAAGGGGCGGAUACAUUGGGCUUCAUCUCCUGCCUGUGCUGGUGAGUCUGACCUCUGGGGGUGCUAUUACUUUUACACUCAUAGUAUUACUUCCCUGCUGGGGACACUUGCUUGGGGUUCAUACCAUGUAUUGCCCCCCGCUCACCGCCCACAGAUUGGCAGCUUCUCGGUGGAGAGGAAGAAUAAGGUGGCGCACACCAGGAAGUGGCACACUGAGUCCCCCAACUUUUUCCUCCCCAACCAGAUGCACAAGCGCAACAUGGAGCGACUCAAGCUGAUCCGGGGGGAGAGUUGGAGGGAGGAGGAUGAGGAGAUGGAGGGGCGGCUCUACACCGAUGCCCACGAAUGGGUCCCCCUCCUGUCCCAGUCUCUCGACAAAAACAACAACUUCUUCUUCUUUUGGGAAUGCUCCGCCUCCCUGGAUGUCCAUGUGUUCAGCCACUUGGCCCCUAUACUGAAUGCCAAACUGCCCAACAAUAAACUGCACCUGAGCUCUCUGCCCAACCUGUACCUGUUCUGCAGCUCCAUCAUCACAGUCUACUUCCCCUGGGCACUUGCCCCCGGCUCUAAAUCUGCCCCUGGGAGAAACCACCUACAUUCCACUUGUAGCGCUAAUAUUGGGGCAAUUUCACUGGUGGCAGUUACAUGGGGUUCAAUUAACCCUCUCACCCAUCAACUGAAUCCAAUGCAGCUUUAGAGGAACUGCUCCUAGGUUGUCCCUAUCUAGUUUUGGUGCCCGUUCU